CGCGGAACCAUGGCCUUGAGGCUGCUGAGACUGGUCCCCGUGUCCGCGACCUCUCGGGGCCUCGCGGCGGUCGUCCAGCGCGUGGGAGGAAUUCAUACAAGUGUCCAGUGCAAGCUGCAGUACGGCCCCCUGGCAUACCUGCUUGGUGAAAGAACGACCAAAAGGCUGACAGAAAAGAGCAAAGUGAUAACUGUAGAUGGCAACAUAUGUUCGGGGAAAGGCAAGCUUGCAAAAGAAAUAGCAGAGAAGCUAGGCCUGAAGCACUUUCCCGAGGCAGGGAUCCAUUAUGCAGCCAGCACCACUGGGGAUGGGAAACCCCUGGACAUACAGCUCAGCAGCAACUGCAGUUUGGAGAAGUUUUACGAUGACCCGAAAAGUAAUGAUGGCAACAGCUACCGCCUGCAGUCCUGGUUGUACGCCAGUCGCCUCCUGCAGUACGCGGACGCCUUGGAGCACAUGCUGAGCACAGGGCAAGGCGUGGUGCUGGAGCGCUCCAUCUACAGUGACUUUGUCUUUGUGGAGGCGAUGUACGGACAGGGCUUCAUCCGGAAGGAGUGUGUGGGCCACUACAGCGCGGUGAAGGAGACCACCAUUCGCGAGUGCCUGCCGCCUCACGUGGCCAUCUACGUCGACGUGCCCGUCCCCGAGAUCCAGAGCCGGAUCCAGAAGAAGGGAAACCCACAUGAGAUGAAGAUCACCUCUGCCUACCUUCAGGGCAUUGAGAAUGCCUAUAAGAGGACCUUCCUUCCCGAGAUGAGUGAAAAAUGUGAGGUUUUACAGUACAGUGCAAGGGAAGCUCAAGAUGCAGAAAAGGUGAUCGAGGAUAUUGAGUAUCUGAAGUACGAGAAAGGCCCGUGGCUGGACCAGGACGACCGCACUCUCCACGGUCUGAGGAUGCGGGUUCAGAACAAGUUGGAGGUGCUGAAUUACACAACCAUCCCUGUCUAUCUCCCAGAGGUCACCAUCGGCUCUCACCAGAGUGACCGGGUCUUCCACGAGUUCAUGGAGCUGCCGGGCCGCAGGUACAGCCCUGGGUACAACAAGGACGUGGGGGACAAAUGGAUCUGGCUGAAGUGA
Lipotes vexillifer (Yangtze River dolphin) is the source of this 1077-nucleotide messenger RNA. It is a transcript of the gene NDUFA10, whose product is annotated as NADH:ubiquinone oxidoreductase subunit A10. NCBI's taxonomy places the organism in Eukaryota, Metazoa, Chordata, Mammalia, Artiodactyla, Lipotidae. Bases 10 to 1077 code for a protein of 355 amino acids. Gene Ontology annotation, cellular component: cytoplasm; respiratory chain complex I. The record is from RefSeq and is a predicted model, not a curated record. The transcript has 10 exons. Gene Ontology annotation, biological process: mitochondrial electron transport, NADH to ubiquinone.